AAAUCUUCACUGUGUUACCGAAUUACAACUUUGAAACGAUUACUGAAUGGGUUAUUUUUUCUCUGUCCCCCUAAACCCCAUCCAUUGAAAGUCACAUCACGUUCCCUGUCCAAUGACCUACAAUGGCACCCUGGGGCGGUUAAAAGGCAUUCCAUGUUCCUCUCAUUACACAAAACAAGAAGAAGAAAAAGGGGCUAAGAAGAGUAUCAGUAAUGCCCGAAAAAGGAGUUGUACGAGACCAAGACGGGAGGACUUUUGUGUAGGCCUAGAUCAGUUCAUGAGUGGUCAGCAAUGAUGAUAGUUCGGGAGUUUCUUGUGAUAGUUAUUGCUGUGGUGACAAUGGCUCAACCACGAGCUGGUGAUGAGUGUCAAGUGACACCAGUUAUUCAUGUUCUCCAAUAUCCUGGAUGUGUACCAAAGCCCAUACCAUCAUUUGCCUGUAUCGGACGCUGUGCUAGCUAUUUGCAGGUGUCCGGAAGUAAAAUUUGGCAAAUGGAACGGUCGUGUAUGUGCUGUCAGGAAUCGGGAGAACGUGAAGCUGCUGUAUCACUAUUUUGUCCAAAAGCCAAACCAGGAGAACGAAAAUUCAGAAAGGUUUCAACUAAAGCUCCUUUGGAAUGCAUGUGUAGACCCUGCACAGGUGUCGAAGAGAGUUCAAUUGUGCCCCAGGAGAUAGCCGGAUAUGCCGAUGAGGGACCCCUAUCAGCACAUUUCCGGAAAUCACAGUAAAAACUCCAUCAAAACCAAAAGAAAAAAUAUCAUCGAUGUGUCGUGACAUCAAAAAUUACCAAAAAAAUAAAAGAAAUUUAAAAAAAAACAAAAAGCUACUAUUUAUUGCAUAAU
Messenger RNA from Phlebotomus papatasi, 843 nucleotides. It is a transcript of the gene Burs, whose product is annotated as bursicon. Gene Ontology annotation, molecular function: BMP binding; receptor ligand activity. The record is from RefSeq and is a predicted model, not a curated record. NCBI's taxonomy places the organism in Eukaryota, Metazoa, Arthropoda, Insecta, Diptera, Psychodidae. The coding region runs from base 292 to 729 and encodes 145 amino acids. The transcript is spliced from 2 exons. Gene Ontology annotation, biological process: animal organ morphogenesis.